UAUCUCCUAUAUCUCCUAUAUCUCCUAUAUCUCCUAUAUCUCCUAUACCUCCUAUACCUCCUAUAUCUCCUAUACCUCCUAUAUCUACAUAUCUAUCUACCUCUUACCCCUAGGACAUAAUCGAGUUUCCGGGGAUAUUCUCCGAAGACAUCAUAUGCUCAGAACAUAUGAAAAAAAUUUUAAAAAAAUAUAAUUUAGUAACACUAUCAAAACAAGAAAAUGUUCAUCGAGAAAUAGCGAAUAUUAUUGCAUUACCAUUAAUACUUCCAAAUGAAAUAAAUAAUUGUAUGGAAAAUAUUAUUGAUGAAUUAUGUAAUUAUGAUUCAGAACUAGAAAAAUUAACUAAUUAUGUUAUCAAAAAUUACAUAGAAGAUGCUCGAUUUUCUUCGGCUAUGUGGAAUAAUUUUGAUACAAUCGAUGAAAGACCACUUGGAGGUCCUGAUCAAAUGCGUUUGUUAAAAUAUCUAUUGACUGAUAAUCAACAUCAAGCAAUUACACGACCUGUUCAAAAUGACUCGGACACAUUACAUGUUACUAUAAAUUUGGCUUUACAACACAUUAUUGAUUUUGAUGAAAAGAAUGAAGCUAUUGUCAUUAGUGGCUGGUUGUCUAUCACUAGUAGCUUACUUAGAGAUCUCAAUUCAUAUUUACUUUCAACUUAA
This is a messenger RNA of Rotaria sordida, 662 nucleotides long. NCBI's taxonomy places the organism in Eukaryota, Metazoa, Rotifera, Eurotatoria, Philodinida, Philodinidae. The record is from the annotation of a GenBank genome assembly.